UCCUUUAUCUUUUCCGAGAAAACACGCGUCUCUAAGGAAUUGUCCGUGGUUCUGAAUAAUGGAUAAGAAAAGUAUCCAUUGAAAGAUUCAAAACGUUCAAAGUAACUGGUCUCAGAACCGAGGGAGCUAAAUUUCCUUGUAAUGGAAGAGUAAUUGGGGUUCAUUUCAAGAAGGAUGAUACAUGCAGUGCAGAUCAACUACCAACAAACUUCCCAUGGAGAAUAUCCGUAGGAUAAAGAUGGACCAGCGAAGGAGCAGUGCAAUGAAACAGGUGCAGCGGCCGAUUCAGGCUUGGCUACUUCAUAGCGGUAGUGCUGGCUAUAGUUUGAUUGAGCUUUUGCAGCAUAUGUUGAGUAUAAUAAUCUAUCCACUGGAUCUGUUUCUCUCCUCCUCAAGGGAUCAGUUCCAAGCGAUGCUAGACUUCGGGCAGGCGAUGCAGUUGAAUGGACUGAUGCUGGCCGGAAUAGUACAGAAAGCUUCCUCACCUGAAGAGAAAAUUUGGGAUGUCUCCGUUUCACGGAUGUGCGAAGGAACGGCCGUCAAACCAUCAGUGGAAACUUAAAACUCUCUCACCUUAUUUUUAAGCUAGCGCAAAUUUGAAUUUUAUUAUGUACUUUAACAAAUUUUUAGUGCAGUAUAAUCCUACGGUAUAAAGAAGUUGUUGAA
Messenger RNA from Mangifera indica (mango), 666 nucleotides. RefSeq lists its product as uncharacterized. The transcript is spliced from 3 exons. Bases 182 to 562 code for a protein of 126 amino acids. Lineage: Eukaryota; Viridiplantae; Streptophyta; Magnoliopsida; Sapindales; Anacardiaceae. The record is from RefSeq and is a predicted model, not a curated record.